This is a messenger RNA of Raphanus sativus (radish), 2343 nucleotides long. Its product is annotated as AP2-like ethylene-responsive transcription factor AIL6. Gene Ontology annotation, biological process: regulation of DNA-templated transcription. Bases 381 to 2078 code for a protein of 565 amino acids. Gene Ontology annotation, molecular function: DNA-binding transcription factor activity; DNA binding. The transcript is spliced from 9 exons. NCBI's taxonomy places the organism in Eukaryota, Viridiplantae, Streptophyta, Magnoliopsida, Brassicales, Brassicaceae. The record is from RefSeq and is a predicted model, not a curated record.
CUACUCUACAUGUACAUUCUCUCUCUCUGCUGCAAGUGCAUUAUUAUUAUUUUUGAUUAAAUAAAACAAGCCCAUCUUCUCCCUCCCCCUUCUCCUUUCUUUAUAAGUAUACGUCUCAGACGUUUCUUAAAGAGCUUCUGCUUCCCAUCUUCUUUUCUCUUCUCCUCAGACAACUGUUUACAUGCAUUUGUUUCUUCAAAAGACAUGCAAUAGAAUAGAUAGAUCUUCAGAUAAAUAAGCUCGUGAUUAUCGUUCCUACAAAGUAUUUCAUAUAUUAGUCUUCUUCCCACAAGUGCAGUUCUCUUGAAAGCUUAGAGUAACGCUUGAUCAGAUUUUACCGAAGAAGAAGAACAGCAAACAAGAGAGAGAAGUCUAGCUUGAUGGCUCAUAUGACGAACUGGUUAACGUUUUCACUGUCACCAAUGGACAUGUUGAGGUCAUCUGAUGACCAGUCUCAGUUCGUGUCCUAUGACGCUUCUUCCGCCGCCUCAUCUCCUUACCUCCUCGAUAAUUUCUAUGGUUGGACGAAUCAAAAGCCUCAGGAAGGAGAAGAAGAAGCUCAUAUAUCAGCUUCUAUGGCGGAUUCAACAACCCUAACAACGUUUGUAGACCCGCAAAAUCAUCCUCAGAGUCACAUCCCAAAGCUCGAAGAUUUUCUCGGUGACUUCCGUUACUCCGACACCAGUCAAACGGAAACACAAGACUCUUCUUCCCUCACUCAGCUCUACGAUCCACGUCAUCACCAAAACCUAACCGGGUUUUACUCUGAUCACAACCACGAUUUCAAAACCAUGACCGGUUUUCAAACCGCUUUCUCAACGAACUCCGGUUCGGACGUCGACGACUCGGUUUCAAUGGGCCGGACUCAUGUAGCAGGAGAGUAUUUGGGACACGUGGUGGAGUCUUCCGGUCCUGAGCUUGGUUUUCACGGUGGACCUAACACAGGAGGAGCUUUGUCACUUGGAGUUAACAUUAACAACAACAACACUCACAGGACUAGUAAUGAUCAUAAUCAGAUCACUGAGCAUCGUUACCAAUUUAAUAACAAUGUUGAGACAAUCAAGAGCGAGAGAGAGAAGACUGGUUCUGAGAAGGAGAAGCCUGUUUUGGCAGUGGAAACAUCAGAUUGUUCUAACAAGAAGGUCGCUGAUACCUUUGGACAAAGGACUUCCAUUUACCGAGGUGUUACAAGACAUAGAUGGACGGGAAGAUAUGAAGCUCAUCUGUGGGAUAAUAGCUGUAGGAGAGAAGGUCAGGCCAGGAAAGGACGUCAAGUGUACUUGGGUGGAUAUGACAAAGAAGAUAAGGCAGCUCGAGCUUACGAUCUAGCAGCUCUCAAGUACUGGAAUACUGCUGCCACCACCAAUUUCCCUAUUACGAUUUACACGAAAGAAUUAGAGGAAAUGAAGCACAUGACCAAACAAGAGUUCAUUGCUUCUCUUAGGAGGAAGAGUAGCGGAUUCUCUAGAGGAGCUUCCAUGUACAGAGGUGUAACAAGGCAUCAUCAACAAGGACGUUGGCAAGCAAGGAUCGGCCGUGUAGCCGGCAACAAAGAUCUUUACCUCGGAACCUUUGCAACGGAAGAGGAAGCGGCUGAGGCAUACGACAUAGCAGCCAUCAAAUUCAGAGGAAUAAACGCUGUAACCAACUUUGAGAUGAACCAUUACGACGUUGAAUCCAUCAUGAAGAGUGCACUUCCCAUUGGUGGUGCAGCAAAACGUCUUAAACUCUCUUUAGAAUCUGAGCAGAAACCUAUCAUCGGUCACCAUCAGCUCCACCAGUUUCAGCAACAACAACAGCUUCAGUCUUCUCCCAAUGACAGUAGUGGCAUUAACUUCGCUCUUUGUCCUAGCUCAGCCGCUCAGUCUCAGAUGAUUCCAUGUGGUAUCCCUUUUGAAGCAGCUUCUCUUUACCAUCAUCAACAGCAACAGCAACAAAACUUUUUCCAGCAUUUUCCGGCGAAUGCAGCUUCUGAUUCGACGACGGGUUCUGAUAAUAACUCCAACGUUCAAGGGUCAAUGGGACUUAUGGCGUCAAAUGCAGCGGAGUUCUUUCUCUGGCCUAAUCAGUCUUACUAGAAUUAAUCAUGUGAUUUUGAGUUUUAAGUUCUUAAUCUUCUUUUAAGGGAUACUGCUUCACAACUUCUUGACUAUGGCUAACCCAUAAGCUGACUAGAAGGAUCUGGAAAUCUCACUUGCAUCUGUUUUUUGGUUUCUUUAACUGUUGUUUAGGCAGGAGUAGUGGGUGGUGUUAUUGUAUCAAAUUAUAAACUCGGUGGUGAAAUAUAAUGUAUCAGCGCACUGUACUCUGUUUCCAUUUAUGAAAUAUUUUAUCUUCAAAAUG